UUAGAUACGUUUAUUUAGUUGCUUAUUGAUUUUUUGCUUUCAGACUAAUGGCGAUGCCGGCGUGCCGGUUUUAUAUAUUCACUGACUCUUGACUGAGAGGGGGAAUUAACGCUCGAGAGUUUUCUAGAAUGUUAACGUUCGAGAUGCUUCUGGUCGUUACUUUAAAGAUUAAGUCAGUCAUUUUGAGUGAGCCAUCGGAGCAUAACGCUAAUAUUUAUUGCCAAAACCUAAAAAAACAAUUAGUUUUUCCAAAAAAUGUCCCGGAAACUAGAAGAUACCGACUUUCAGUUCGCGGUUCCCUGUGGUGUGCCAAAAAGAAGAAAAGUUGAAGUUAGAAAUAGUGAUUUAAAUGGCAAAUUGAAUUCACUGUCUAGGUCAUCGAGUUUCUCCUUCAAAACUCCAAGCUACAAUGAAAAUCUGGACGCAGCAUUUCAAUCCGUUGCUACAGAGUCGAGUUCUAAAAAAUCGGAGUGUUCAAUGCCGAGGAUGUCUUCUUUUCUGCUGAAGGAUUCAAGGAAGCCGAACAGAGACAGAAGGUCCCAUUCUCUGAAGAAGAUGUCGGCGUUUUCUGGGUCCUGGCCGAAGCUCGGGUCUUCGGACUUUAAGAACAAGUCUAGAAAUUAUAGCAAAAAUUCGAAGGCUGAUAAAUUUACAAGUAACUUACUUUUUGAUAAAGAUUAUCAUGAUUUUAUUGCUUCGUUAGUUGGUGAUGCUGGAGACAAGGUUGACCUGGAUGUUACGCCUCCAGUUGGUGAUUUAUUCGACGGUGAAGAUGAUGAUGAUGAUGAUGAUGUUAUCAAGAGUAGCAAGGACUCUGUUGAUCUGGAUGUUACUCCGCCAGUUGGUGACUUGUUUGAUGAUGAAGAUCAAGAUGAUGAAGAUGAUAGUGGGAAUAAAGACUCUGUUGACCUGGACGUUACUCCUCCAGUUGGAGAUUUGUUUGAUGAUGAUGAAGAUGAAGAUGAAGAUGAUGAUUGUAAAAAAGAAGUAAUCGAUUUGGAUAAAACGCCCCCAGUUGGUGAUUUGUUCAAUGAUGAUGAUUAUGCUGAUAAGUCAGCCAGUUCUGCAAACUCGGAGGAUCUUCAAGAAAUCACUCCGCCUGUCAGUCCCUCACUUAGCUUCGGAGAAGACGAUUUUGACACCUGCAAAAUAACAACCUCCGAUGGAGUUAUCCUGAAAACUGGAGACGAAGAUGAGGAUAGCCUCCGAACAUCAGUUGGAGCCUCGAGAGUCUUUCAUGUGUUACCUGGAGACGAUCAAGUGACGUUGACUAUUUAAAUUUAACUAAUUUUAGUUAGUUUGAUUGAUAAGAUAGAAAUUUUUUAUUGUAAAUAGUUAAUUUAAUCUUUAAGUAAGAUUUUUG
Molecule: messenger RNA, 1363 nt
Organism: Cotesia glomerata
Lineage: Eukaryota; Metazoa; Arthropoda; Insecta; Hymenoptera; Braconidae
Product: ATP-dependent RNA helicase DRS1-like
Exons: 2
Coding region: 256-1278 (340 amino acids)
Source: RefSeq, a predicted model, not a curated record